Gastrolobium bilobum is the source of this 915-nucleotide messenger RNA. Its product is annotated as RING-H2 finger protein ATL47-like. NCBI's taxonomy places the organism in Eukaryota, Viridiplantae, Streptophyta, Magnoliopsida, Fabales, Fabaceae. The record is from RefSeq and is a predicted model, not a curated record. The coding region runs from base 1 to 915 and encodes 304 amino acids. The transcript is spliced from 2 exons.
AUGACACGUGAUGAAGGGAAUAUUAGUAAUGAGAAUGAAGCAACAACUUUAUCAUCUCUUAGCAGAAUCAGUCCACUUAUUUUGCUGGUUAUAAUAGUACUAGCAGUUAUCUUCUUCAUCUAUGGACUUAUUCAUUUGGUUCUAUGGUUUCUCCUGAAAAGGCCAUCAUCUUCAUCUCUUUAUAAUUCCAAUAGAUUUCCAGAAGCCACACGCACCCGUGCUCUUCAAAGGCAGCUUCAACAGCUCUUCAACUUGCAUGAUUCAGGUCUAGACCAAUCUCUCAUAGAUUCUCUGCCUGUUUUCUACUACAAAGAUUUAUUGGGUUUGAAAGAACCGUUUGAUUGUGCUGUGUGUCUAUGUGAACUCUCUAACCAUGACAUGCUAAGGUUGCUUCCCAUGUGCAGCCAUGCCUUUCACAUGAAUUGCCUUGACACAUGGCUUCUCUCAAAUUCUACAUGUCCUCUUUGUAGAGCAACUCUCUCCAACUCUGGUUUCCCUGUGGAGAAUCCAAUAUUCAAUGUUGAUAAUUCUUUGGUUCUGCCAAAUAUGUUCAGUGUCACGGGUGAGGAAGAGAAUGGAUGUUGUUCAGAUAGUCAAAGGGUGUUUUCUGUGAGACUUGGAAAAUUCAGAAAUAGUGGAUUGGAGAGUGGAGAGGUAGUAGGAGGAGUAGAUAAUAGUAGUUGUAGUUUGGAUACAAGGAGAUGCUAUUCAAUGGGUUCAUAUCAGUAUGUGGUUGGUGAUUCAAAUCUUCAAGUGGUGUUAUCUCAAUCUCAUGAUGAUGAUAAAGAAAAUGGGAAUGUGGAGGGAAAGAGGAUAGGAAACAGAACAAAAGGUGAGAGCUUCUCUGUUUCCAAGAUCUGGCUUUGGUCUAAGAAGACUAAAUUUCAUAGUUCUAAUGCUGCUGCUUUCCCUUGA